CUUAAUAGAAAUACUGUCUGAAUUAUAUAUUGCAGUUUUUUAAACAUACACAGACAAUAAUACUACAUUCUAAAUAGAGUGAUCUUUGGUAGGACAUGUAAUCACAAAUGAUUGAAUUAGUUAAUCCUAUAUUUGUGUGAUUAAUAUUAAUAUAGCCCUGCUUAAACCCCCAUAAAUGAUAUUGAUCAAUUCAAAAAUAAAGUUUUACAGUAUUAUAUUAACAGUAUAUGAAGUGUGCCAGUAUAUUGAUUGAUAAAGACCUAUACAAUAGUUUCAAGAUGUUUUGUGUGACAUUAUAGAGUAAUUGUGAUGAACAGAAUGUCAAAAUUGCAACAUAAGGUUGGAUAUCUACAAAACUAUAAAAAUGGAUAUUAGAAAUAUCAGUUCAUGGUGGAAUAGUAAAGUAACCCAAACUGGCAGCAUCUGAGGUGGCUUACAAUGGGGGUUGGUGCCAGUGUGCCACAACAGCCUAGCUCAACACCUGACCCAGAUACCUACUAUAAACAACAGUAUUGGCAGCAACAACAACAUCACCAGCAUCAUGAACCAGUGAAGUUUAACCAUGAUGUGUAUAAUCAAAGACCAUGGCACUUCCACCAGCAAGCACAUGAAGGCAAUAGAUAUGACCCAUACAAUGGCUAUGAGUCGCAGUUGAGUCUGCAGCAACAACAGUGGAAGGCCACCCAAGAGCAGCAGCAGAAGCUCCAGGCACAAUGGGAUGAGUAUAACAUUAAGCAAAAGGAGUACCAACAGAAACUCAUAGAAUAUGAGAAAGAAAAACAUGUAUAUGAGCAAGAGUUGAGAGAACAGGAAAGAAAAGAACAGGAGAGAAUAGAACAAGAAAAAAAAGAACAGGCAAGAAUAGAGCAAGAUAAAAAAGAACAAGAGCAAAUAGAGCAAGAGAGAAAAGAACGUGCUAGGGAAGCUGAUGAAAAUAAAGGACAAUCAAAUGACCAAAGGGACAUCAUAAAACAAUGGGAAGUCUUCUUUCUUGCAUUAGAGGAUGACCAGAAAGCCCAAUGGGAAAAAUACUUUAAGCAGUUAGAGCAGAUUCAAGAAGAUGGUUCUCGUGAACUUGAUGCUCAACAACGGGGCCAGUUAGCUGCAUACCAGAGACUAAAUAAUCCAAAACCAUUACUAAGACAACCAACUCAGAAGCAAUAUCAGUACACUGUAGAUACAAAAUACCAUUUAUUUGAGUCAACAUACAACUUCAGUGUGACACCACGUUGGAAGAUCUCAUCAACACGCCCUCGUGUCAGUCAGGGUAAUGUAUGGACUGAUCCUAACUUCACAUUUGACACAGCAAUACCUGGUGAAAGAUAUGCAGAAACAAAAACUAAACUGGGUUAUUUUAGACCACAGGAGGUUAAAAAGUAUGGAGAGGUGCCUCUUUGUCUCUUCCACAACAGCACAUCAAAGUUUGACAUUGGCCAGGGUGGUGUUGGCACAUGUUGGUUCCUUGCUACCAUUGCUGCUUUAGCUGAGAAACCAGAAGCCAUGAGAAAUAUCUUCCCCAGUGAUUGCUACAAAUUGAACACAAUUGAAUAUGAUGGAGUUUUCCACUGUCGAUUAUUCUGGGCAGGAGAAUGGGUGGACAUUUAUGUAGAUGAUCUUCUUCCUGCAUACAAGCGUAACAAAGAGGUCUGGGGGGCAAGGGGGGUAGAGCAGGGCAAAGAUGACUUCACUGGUGAACUAUGGGUGUCCCUUCUCGAGAAAGGUUUAUCAAAAUUCAUGGGAAGCUAUGAGCAAGCAGCUUCUAACACCGGUCGCUUUGCCUUUGUUCUCCUGACUGGUGGCUGCACAAAUCUGGUGGAAAUACACAAUAAUGACAAGUUUGCUGAUCGUCUGCGCAGAGCUCUGGCAUCAUCAGCUUUUGUUACUACAUCUUUCCAUGAGACACCUGAAGAAAAGGCAAGCGGUAAGAGCAAUAGGCUUGGUCUAGUAUCAAGUCACCUGUAUUCUCUCACUGGUUGUGUCCAGGUAGAUGCCCAUGGUCGUCCCACCACCCUUGUGAGACUUAGGAAUCCCUGGGGACAUAAGGAAUGGAAUGGGCCUUGGUCAGACAAGUCACCUGAGUGGAAUAAAAUCACUGUAGAGAGAAAAUCACAAUUGAUGAACAAAAGUGAUGAUGGAGAAUUUUGGAUGUCACUCGAAGAUUUUUCACAGUACUUUCAGAAUUGCAACUUUUGCUCAUUCACUCCAGAUGUUGAUUUUGAUGGAGAGCCAGAUCCUUUAAAUUAUGUGACAAACAUCCUUGGAGAGUUCAGAGAUUGCGGUGAAGGAAUUGGUGGUCCUGCUAGGAGUGACUAUAUGAGAAAUUCCACCUAUGUUGUAGAAGUACCUGGAGAUCCCUCAGAAAACAUUCCUCUGGUGGUACAAUUUACAAGUAAACGCUUCCCAAAAGACGAGGAAAAUAUUUCCAUGGGAAUUGUGGUUUUCAAGGUAUACCGGGAGCAGGAAGGGGAAAAAUGUUUGAAUGUUGUUCAACUCAAGCCAACGGAGAAGAGCAUGAAUACAUACUACAACUCUUACGUUUACUUUAGUACCCCGGGCAAGUUCCUUGUGCUGCCAUAUGUCUUCAGUGAUGUCAGCAAAGAUAUAGGUGCUCAUUAUAACAUCAGGGUUUUUACAAAAGUUCCUGUAACAAACUGCAGAGAGUAUAAACCUGGGUCCGGCACAAUAUUCCUGGCUCCCUCGAUGACAGAGGAGUUUAAGGCAAAGGGAAUAACCUAUAAACCAGAGAAAGUUCAGUUCCAUGAUGGUGCCUGGGUGAAAGGGGAGAAUAAUGGUGGCUGGACCUCAAGCAAGACUUUCCAUACUAACCCACAAUAUGAGUUCACCAUACCCCCUGGAGAGCAUGAACCCUUGAUGGUCAGCUUAAGUAUCCCACUUCCCACAAAGAAUGAACCCACUCUAGGAAUAAUACUAUUUGGACCUUUCAACAAUAAUUUCAAAAUACCAUUUCAACAUAAAAACCCAUCCAGGCUCCAAACAGCUUUGCUGGUACAAGAAGAUGACAAUGCUAGUGCCAAAACUUACAUAUACAUGAAGUAUUUUGGGGUAAAUGCAAACUAUUUGUUAGGACCAGGGCGAUAUGUGCUAAUACCAAACUUAAAAUCCCUAAUUGAAUUCAAAUAUUCACUAACCAUGGUAUUCAAGAAUGAAAUAUCAGUGAAAUGCCAUAGAAGGGGAUUUAACACAUCCAAGAAAACUAGCAAGAGAUAGUGUUGAUAUGAAUGGCUACAGUAUUUCUACAGUGACUG
Molecule: messenger RNA, 3266 nt
Organism: Owenia fusiformis
Lineage: Eukaryota; Metazoa; Annelida; Polychaeta; Sabellida; Oweniidae
Source: the annotation of a GenBank genome assembly